Molecule: messenger RNA, 3251 nt
Organism: Cyprinus carpio (common carp)
Lineage: Eukaryota; Metazoa; Chordata; Actinopteri; Cypriniformes; Cyprinidae
Product: threonine aspartase 1-like
Biological process (GO): protein maturation
Molecular function (GO): threonine-type endopeptidase activity
Source: RefSeq, a predicted model, not a curated record
GUCACAUGUGUCACUGAACCAGGAAGUGUUUUGGCGUGACGCGAGCACAUGCGCCGCUUAUCAUCACAUCAUACCACAAUCAUGCAGCUACACUCAUAAUUUAGUGCAAUCUGCAUGUGUGUGUUAUCAGUAGAGAUGAUGAGCCAUGCGUAUGAUUGUGGAGAUGUGCGCUCUGCACCUGAAGUCUUCACGCGAGUCUUGGAGAAAUGUUUUGGAGUUAUAAGUGAAUGAUGGGUCAAAAAGCAAGCUACUCUGAAUACGGGUCAUGGAAAAUCUAGAAAACUCGACAGAUUGUAAGGAGACUGCGUCUCCACUAAACAAUUCAGGGUCUUUAUUGAACAACACCGAUUCCCGUCCUGAUGGCAGAGCUAUGGGGUUUGUGCUGGUGCAUGCAGGGGCAGGGUAUCAUUCAGAAUCCAAAGCCAAGGAAUACAAACAUGUGUGCAAGAGAGCUUGCCAGAAAGCUGUGGACAGGCUCAGAGCUGGAGGAAUGGCGCUGGAGGCCGUGACAGCAGCUCUUAUCGAGCUAGAGGAUUCCCCAUUUACCAAUGCGGGUACUGGUUCCAACCUGAACCUGUCAGGUGAGAUUGAGUGUGAUGCCAGCAUCAUGGAUGGGAAGUCCUUAAACUACGGAGCUGUUGGAGCCUUGAGUGGAAUCAAGAACCCGGUGCUGGUCGCCAGAAGACUAUUAAGUGAAACUCAGAAGGGGAAGCUUUCAGCUGGCAGGAUCCCUCCCUGUUUUUUAGUGGGCAAAGGAGCAGAACAGUGGGCCAUCAGCCAUGGUAUUCCAGCAUGCCCUACAGAGAAGAUGACCACCAAGUUCAGUUUGUCAGGCUACAAGAGGAACAAGAGGAAGAUGGAGCUGGCGGAGCAGGUUGAGAUGAAGAGGAAAAGACAAUCAUGUGAACAUGAGAAUGAUUUUGGCUGCUUGGAGCCUGUAAGAGACCUCAUGGUGGAAGGUGAGGAGAAUAACUCGGCCUGUCUGGACACGGUUGGUGCGGUUGUGGUGGAUCGGGAAGGGAAUGUGGCGGCUGCAGUUUCCAGCGGAGGUCUUGCCAUGAAACACCCGGGUCGGGUGGGACAGGCUGCUCACUAUGGUUGUGGCUGCUGGGCUGAAAACGCCCGUGACAUCAGCCUUUACUCUACAGCUGUGAGUACCUCAGGCUCUGGAGAGCAUCUGAUUCGCACCAUGUUGGCCAGAGAGUGCUCUACUGCCAUGCAGGCUGAAAACACACACCAGGCCCUACUGGAGGCUAUGCAAAACAAAUUCAUCAGUUCGCCGUUCCUGGCUGGUGAAGACUGUGUUCUGGGUGGGGUGAUCGUUCUGAGGUGCUGCACAUGUGGAGAAGCCCAGCGCUCUGAAGACAUCCAGGCUGUGCUGGUGGAGUUUCUAUGGAGCCAUACAACAGAGAGCAUGUGUGUGGGAUACAUGUCUGCCCAGGACAGUAAAGCCAGGACUCACAUAUCCAGACUUCCUCCUGGGGCGGUGGCCGGACAGUCACUGGCAAUCGAGGGUGGAGUUUGUCGACUCGGGACCGUGAGUGACUGAAGCGGUGUGAAAUCACCCUCUAUUUCUUCAGCAAUAUGCCAGCGCCAGGAUCUUUAUAGCAAGAGCUUGACAUUGUGUCAUUGUACACAAAAACAUAAAGGGACAAAAAGGUUGCAAUAUGUAUUUUCUUCCAUCUUUUUCUUUCUUAACAGAUAUAAACACAUUUAUUCAUUUAUUCACAAUGAUUCCAAAUAUUAUUAUUUAUACAAUCCUUUUAUAAUACCUACCAUACUACUUUUGCGCCCUGUUCACAGACAUAGCAUAGACUGUUUUACUGUCACUUGAGGGGAGGUAAGGGGAGUGGGGGGCGCAGGGUUAGCAGGGUAACUUGCAUAAGGCGUCUGCUAAGAAAAGGACAUGCCAACUGCACUUCAGGACUAGUGUAUUGCUCUGGUUUUAGUGGGCUUCCAAGAAACUCAGCUUCUAGUAUGUGCUGGACAAAACUUGAUGCUCCAUUUCUAUUUCUCUUUGAAACAAUAUGCACCGUCCUUAUCAUUGUAAAUAAGCUAAGGGUUGUUGAAACAGGGUGGCCAUUGAUGUAAAUGUCUUAUUGGUUUUUUUGCUUACUUGAAAUUUAAUAUUACUUUUAUUAUUAUGUUUUUAUAUAUAGCCAAGAUGCUUGUUUUGUGCAAAAGUUCAGUUUAGUGACUUAGAAAAAAGUCUGAUUUGACGUGUGCUUGCCGUGAGUCUGGUUGAGUUGCAGAAGCAUAUACAGUGUGGCAUACAGGAUAAAAUCCUUUUUGAAAUUACAAUAAUUGCCUUUUCAUUUGACUUUUUUAAACCAAUGUAUAGCAUUUCAGUUGGAUGAAUAGUUCACCCAAGAAUUUUUUUUUUUUUGUCAUUUGCACAUUCUCGUGUCAUUCCAAACCUGAACAACUAACAUUCUUCAGUGGAGAAGCUUGAUUUCAUUAAGAGUAUUCUGGCUGUUUUCAUAUAAUAAGCUUUAAAACAAUUAAAAAGAACCAAAGUAUCAGAAAAAUAUCCACAUGACUUGUGCACUAUAUUCUUCAGAACUCAUACUGAACUUGUGUACAGGUCACAUGACAGUUUGGUGCUUUUGCAUCCUUUUUAUAGUUUCAAAUAUUCAGUCCCCGUUUAUUGAAAUUGCAUGGAAAAGUGAUCUUUCUGUUCUUUUGUCUUUCAUGAAAAUGUUUGUGCAGAUUUGAAUGACAUGAGUGUGUGUAAUUUUUAGGUGAACUAUACCUUUGAAGAGUGAGAUUAUUCUCAAAUCUAAUGAUAUGCACUGUUGAAAAUAAGUAAAUUCGUGGAUGUUAGACUUUCACCACAAAGUUGAUGGCAGUAGGAUCUCAGAAAGAUCUUCUAAUGAGACUAGAUGCACAUGCACUUUUGCCCAGUGUCUUACAAAAUAAGCGCUCUACUUUGACUAACUGCACUGCUUGUGAGUGUACUAAGAACAUGGCGCAUGUUGUGUAAUCCAAGUAUGCAUUUCUUUUGCAUACUGUGAGUUCACUUGACCUUGUUUGAAAGUUGCAUUAUGCACUUCUGUGGUUGAGCUGUAUUAACAGGUGAACAGCUUUGUGUGUUUUCUAAUGCCAUGUAUAGUGCUCAGGAGAUGAGACCCCAAAAAGCAAGCUAAAAAAUGACUGUUAGUCCAUCUUUGAAAAUGCAAAAUAUAUUUUAGGUCUGUAUUUUAUAAUGGCAGAAAAAAAUGAAAGGAUCUUGAAAAUGUAUUUAUAAAUUA